AUGUUCAAGGCAACACCCCACGUGAUGACCCCAACUAUUAGGGAAGAACCUGAAUUGCUGCAUAUUUUAAGUGUCGACGCGUGCAUUGAGGAAAAUGGAAUGAAUCAUAAAACUGAAUAUUAUGUAAUUAUGCAACAGAAAAAAGGACUGGUCGUUCGACGUGGACAACCAUUUUAUUUGAAUGUAAAAUUCAAUCGUGAUUAUGAUGUAGAAAACGAUAUUCUAUACAUUGAACUGAAAUUAGAAGUGGAACAAUAUAACUAUGAACAAAACUACAAAGUACCAAAAGUAUUGAUACCACUAUUGAACUCUGGUGAACUGAAAACAUGCUGGGUUGCAAGCAUAAAUUCUGCUGAUAAAAAAUCAAUGAGAAUGAAGGUAAAUAUACCAGACGGUGCAUGUGUGGGAAAGUACCACAUUCAAUUUGAUACACUCACCAAGACCACUCCACCAUCAAAUUUUACCAUUGAUGAAUGUUUAUACAUAAUUUUUAAUCCAUGGUGUCCAGACGACAAGAUCCACUUGAAUGAUGAAGAACAACGUCAAGAGUACGUGAUGUCUCAGAAGGGAUUAAUUUGGACUGGACAUGUAGGCCAAGUGGAAGCAACACCUUGGUCAUUUGGUCAGUUCAACAAAGAUGUGCUGAAUAUAGCAUUUCAUUUGAUCAAUGUCAUGGCAUAUGUUGAUGUAGUUGAUAGGCAUGAUCCAAUACAUGUAUCACGUGCAUUAUCUGCUCUUGUAAAUGGGAAUGAUUAUGAUGAAGGAAUUUCACUGAGAAAGUCAGAUGAUAAUGAUGCAGAUGAAAAACAACCCCAGUCAUUUGUUGGGACAAGUGACAUCAUUGAAAAAUUUCUCAAAGAAAAAAAGCCAGUCAAGUGUGGACAGUGUUGGAUUUAUGCUGGUGUUUUUGCUACACUUUGUAGAGCUUUGGGAAUACCUUGUAGAAUUGUUACCAACUUUGAAAGUGCUCAUGAUACCGAUGAUAAUUUGAGAGUUGAGCGAUGCUUUGAUUCAAAAGGAAAAGAAGUUUAUGAUGAUGAAUUCAGAGGCUACUCUGUAUGGAAAUUUCAUGCUUGGAAUGAAGUCUGGAUGACCAGGUAUGAUUUGAAUGAUGAACGUUUCCAUGGGUGGCAAGUUAUCGAUGUCACACCCCAAAGAGCAAGUACAAGAAAUGGCUCGUACAAAUCAGUGUAUGCACGUGGACCUAUUCCAGUUAUGGCUAUCAAAAUUGGAAAAUUUGAUGUACCAUUUAAUGCUGAAUAUAUAUUUGGUAACAUUGACGAUGAUGUGUGCCACUUUAAGAAAAAAAAUGAUGAUAAUGUUAAAAUGUUUUACAAAGUUGAUCGACUGAGAGAUGGACCAAAUAUCAAUACAAAAGCUGUUGGUUCUCUUGAACGAGAAGAUAUCACUGACACGUAUAAAUUUCCAAAAGAUGCAUCGAAUUAA
Molecule: messenger RNA, 1446 nt
Organism: Aphidius gifuensis
Lineage: Eukaryota; Metazoa; Arthropoda; Insecta; Hymenoptera; Braconidae
Product: annulin-like
Exons: 6
Coding region: 1-1446 (481 amino acids)
Biological process (GO): peptide cross-linking
Molecular function (GO): protein-glutamine gamma-glutamyltransferase activity
Source: RefSeq, a predicted model, not a curated record